AUGAAAAUCAUACUAUCGCUGGUAUUGUUGUUCCUCCACGCCUCGGCCACCAUCCUCGAGAACGGCCAGGUCAGGGAGAACCCAUACCCUGGACAAGCCCAGAAGGUGUCUAUCGGCGAGAAAGGAUGGAAAACGUACAAGCCUGAUGCGGCGGAGAUCUCGUACAAGGGGCGCUGGGAUGAUCAGCAUAUUUCGUGGUGGUCAGCUCCGGGUAUCAAAUUCGCAUUCACUGGAGACAAGCUGGCAUUGAGCUUCGGCAAGAAUACCGACCAAGGCGUCCUCGUCGCCUAUCGCAUGGGAGGCCUCGACUGGCAGUUCUCCAACGUCACGGCCGACGCGACAUAUCAAUUUGCGGGGCAUGCGUCUGCAGGAGUGCACCCGACUGCGUCGACCGCUGCGAAGACGUUUGAAAUGAGAGGUGUAUCCGUGGCAGGCAAUUCCACCCUCACCAAGGUGAAGGAGUAUCCGAAGACGAUCGAGAUCAUCGGCGAUUCGCUGAGCGCAGGGCAAUACGGUACCUACGAAGGGCUCUCAUCAUGGGCGUAUACAUUUGCAGCCGGUCUAGGCAAUGCCGAGUAUUCGAUCACGGCCUUUCCGGGAAUCUGUCUCCACGACCAGGAAUGCUGGGGCAAUGAACGAGGCCAAGCAUACCAAUGGUACCGCACGGCAGAUACGUCCGGACGCGCACGAGCACUCUACGGCGAGGACCCUCCAAAAUGGGACUUUGCGGCGCAUCGCGCAGCCGACCUGGUCGUCAUCAACCUAGGCACAAACGACAACAACACCGAAAACAACGUGUCCGGCACAAACUACGUCAACAGCUACGUGAGCCUCAUUGACGGCGUGCACGAGAGAUGGCCCAAAGCGCAGGUUGUCUUGAUGUCGCUCUGGGGAGGAUUCGGCCAGGUCGGAGACACCUACGCCCAAGGAGCGCUCUACAUCGACGAGAUCAAAGCCGUGAACGAGCACUACAAGGAAGACAAAUUCGUGCACUACUUCGACACGACGGGGAUCCUGCAGCAUAAUGACAUUGGGCCGCAGUGGCAUCCGACAGACGUGGGCCAGAUCAAGGUUGCUUCCCAUCUCAUGCAGUGGGUGAAGAUCAAGUUUGGAUGGGAGAUGGAAGCGACGGGGCCGGAGGUGUUGCAUGAUACGCUUUAUUGGAAUGAUGAGUCGAGUUAUUAG
Molecule: messenger RNA, 1185 nt
Organism: Aspergillus campestris IBT 28561
Lineage: Eukaryota; Fungi; Ascomycota; Eurotiomycetes; Eurotiales; Aspergillaceae
Product: SGNH/GDSL hydrolase family protein
Exons: 10
Coding region: 1-1185 (394 amino acids)
Molecular function (GO): carboxylic ester hydrolase activity
Source: RefSeq, a predicted model, not a curated record